AUGCCUGGGAGAGGAGGACAGUCUCUCUCCAUGGUGUGUGUAGGUGUCUGGAUUUUAGCUUUGUCUGUUCUAUCAGUCACAGCUGAUGCCACUUCUCCAGAAGUUACCGGGUCCUGUGAUUCUCAAGGAUUUCCAGGGCCGCCAGGCCCUCCAGGGUUACCUGGCCCUCCAGGGCCCCCAGGCCCUCCAGGAUUACAAGGACCAACUGGGAUUCCGGGAGACACUGAGAGUUGCUUGCCUCCCCCUAAAUCUGCCUUUGCAGUGAAGCUGAUUGAUCCCCUCCCAGCCCCUUCCCAGCCCAUUGUCUUCAAGGAAGCCCUGCAUAAUGACCAGGACCACUUCAAUCUUACCACGGGAGUGUUCACCUGCACCAUCCCUGGCGUGUACCGCUUUGGCUUUGACAUAGAGCUAUUCCAGCAUGCUGUGAAGUUAGGGCUCAUGAAGAAUGGCACUCAAAUCCUGGAGAAAGAGUCCAAGGCCAAGGACAAUUAUAGGCAUCUUUCCGGAAAUGUCGUUUUGCAGCUGACAUUGGGAGACAGAGUCUGGCUGGAAUCCAAGCUAGACACAAUGGAGACCAAGAAAGGACCAAUUCAAAGUAUAUUCUUUGGGUAUUUGCUCUAUGGACAUUAUCCUGGCUAA
Budorcas taxicolor (takin) is the source of this 639-nucleotide messenger RNA. Its product is annotated as protein HP-25 homolog 2. The transcript is spliced from 3 exons. Gene Ontology annotation, molecular function: protein binding. The record is from RefSeq and is a predicted model, not a curated record. NCBI's taxonomy places the organism in Eukaryota, Metazoa, Chordata, Mammalia, Artiodactyla, Bovidae. The coding region runs from base 1 to 639 and encodes 212 amino acids.